CAGCUUUCCCUGAGCCGAUCGGGUGCGGAAGGAGCACGGGUGGAAGUUGGCGGAGGAACGGCGCGUUGCGAGCGCGGGGCUGAAAGCACGGGGAAUUCGCUGCAAUUGCGGAGCGGUGACAUCGGUGUGGAGGAGCAGCACCGCAGAACCGAAGCUCCCGUUCCCUCCUGUGUUCGUUUUCCCUAUCCGUGGGAGUGCUGUCCGGAGUCCUGCCCCGUCCUGCACGUGAAGGCUCUGUUCGGGACAGUUCUGGUAAGGCGAGCAGUGCUGCUGUUUGCAGUGGUCCCUGCAGUGCUGGAUGUGGUCAUUUAGAGAGGUAAGGAUGGGAAUAGCAGUGCGCACACACAGCCGGCAAUGCAGGCAGCAGUGGCUGCAGGAAGCGCUGAGCUGUAGCGCGCUGCCCUGGCCUGACCUUUAACCACCAUCACAUCAACCUCUGCUUAUCAGCUUCGUAUCCCUGCUGUGAGCAUCAGUGCACACAAAGGCUCUGUGUGCCUCCAUCACUCGUGCCUGGGAGCACUGUGUGUCCCGUAACUGCUCUCUGCUUGAUGAGCGUUACACUUUGCAGAGAGUUUUGUAGGAGAGCCUGCCAGACCACGGUGAGUUUAUUGCUGUGGUCCCUGUGUUUUGCUUGUGUUGUAUGCACAGAUGCCAGGACAGCCUGCCUUGCUGCAUGCUGAUCCGGGAUGUGCAAGCUGAGCAUAAGGUUUGAUGCUGUCCUAGCACUGAAAUAAAAGCACCAGAAGUAAGAAGACCAAACAACACACAGAGUGAACCGGCCAGGCACAAAGUUCAAACCCUGAGAACAGAGCUGGUGGGAAGGAUGAGAGGUCCCUCCAAGCAUGGGAGCACUGCCAGGAGCAGGGCACAGCGUGCAGGGUGGGAGGAUGUGGGCAUGCCCUCUGCAGUCAGCAGCUCCAGCGGUUGUUCUGGCAUUAAUUUGACACACACCACAUCUCGUCCUAUAAACCCUCCCUGCAAAGUGGCAUGUGGUUCCACUUGUCUCUAUUUGAAGCUCCCUGUGCAGCACAUUAGCAAGUUGGCUUGCUUGAAAAGGACUUUGUCCCGCUCAGAUGGGGCUGCGGUGCAUACCACGAUCCAGUCAAUUGUUUCCAUUUCGGAGCCUUUUUGAGUAUAAUUUGGGAGACGGGGCUGAAAGCUUGCUUGCUUCUUCUGCAGCCCUGCAUUCAUUUUGCAAAGCGACUGUGAUUGAUCUAGCAGAAGGGAAUUCAUUCACCAGCGGAGCUAGAGGGCAGGCGGGGAGGACAAAACCCCACAGCAGCCUCUGAAAUGAAUCAUGGGGUCUGAAAAGAUCCACUGGGGUUAAGGCGUAGCAAUGAAAAGCCAUUGUCUGGAGCCUGAACCGUGGCCAAAAGCAUUAUUUAUCCUGAUUUGGUUAGUGGUUGUAGGAGGGUGUGGUAUUCCCAGGGACUGCAAAGCCAGCGAGCUUAGUGGUGAGUGUGAACUUGGUGUGAUUGCCUCACAGGUACCUUCAGAACCUGUAUGGAGUAACUCAGCUGCGGAGCAGCAAAUCCAACUCCUGACUUGCAAACACAACUGCGUCUCUUGCAUGCAGGGCAAGUUUCCUAUAGGUAUUUUUAUGUUGGUUGGAAGAUGGUCCCCUUUGGCUCAGGUUAAUUUGUGUCACAGAUUUGGGGCAGUGCUUUUGCAGGAUAGAAGAAGAGCUGAUUGGUUUGGCUUGGAAAUACUGCACUGGGUUUCUAUGGUAAGUGGCAUUCAGGUGACAGAUUCAGGCCACAUACAGGUUUAAAGUGAGGGAUACUGGGAAGUGGGGGAUAGGGAGCAGUGAUGGACAACCCAAGUUUCUGCGUUCUGAUGUGCUUUAGUGAGCAUGUUGAGAUACGUGCCCGGACCUUCUCCAGACAAUCUGAUCUCCUGGAGUCUACAGAACUGGCCUUGGAAAGCCUCCCAGUUUCUGUCUGAGCCAACAGAAGGAGCCUUUCACAUGGUCUCUCUGUUUUCUGUCCAGGAUGUAUAGCCAGACGAGAAAGUGAGAAAACGAGAAGAAAUGAUAAGGAGACCUUCCAUUCUCAAAGGCUGGGAUUGAACCCCAGAUCCUGCUUUUGGGGGCUGGGCUUAACCAUCUUCCCUUGUAUCGCAGGCAAUAGAUCAGUCAUCAUGUCAGUCAGCGUCCACGAGAACCGCAAAUCCCGGACGAGCACGGGCUCCAUGAACAUCCUGCUUUUCCACAAAGCUUCCCACCCAGACUGCGUCUUAUCCCACCUGAACACCCUCCGGAAGCACUGCAUGUUCACCGACGUCACCCUUUGGGCAGGAAACAGGUCAUUCCCAUGUCACCGCGCAGUGCUGGCUGCCUCCAGCAGGUAUUUUGAAGCCAUGUUUAGUAAUGGCCUCAGAGAGAGCUUGGAUGACGAGGUGAAUUUUCAUGACAGCCUCCAUCCAGAGGUGCUGGAGCUGCUGCUGGACUUUGCUUACUCCUCUCGGAUCAUCAUCAACGAGGAAAAUGCGGAGUCCCUCCUGGAGGCUGGAGACAUGUUGCAGUUCCACGAUGUCCGAGAUGCAGCAGCUGAGUUUCUGGAGAAGAACCUCUACCCUUCGAACUGCCUGGGCAUGAUGCUGCUCUCUGACGCCCAUCAGUGUCGGCGGCUCUACGAGCUCUCCUGGAGGAUGUGCCUGGUUAACUUUGAGACUGUUCACAAGAGCGAGGACUUCAACAACCUUUCCAAGGACACUCUGUUGGACCUGAUCUCCAGUGACGAGUUGGAGAUUGAGGAUGAGGACAAGGUCUUUAAGGCCGUCCUUCAGUGGGUGAAGUAUGACUUGGAUGAGCGGAAGGCCUAUCUCCCGGAGCUUCUGAGGAAUGUCCGCUUGGCCCUGCUUCCUUCUGAAUGCCUCAAGGAAGCCUUGGCUUGUGAGGACCUGAUCAUGGUGGAUGAAAGGAACAAGCUUGUCCUGGAUGAAGCCAUUCAGUGCAAGAAGAAGAUCCUCCAGAAUGAUGGGAUUGUCACCAGUCCCUGUGCCAGGCCUCGCAAAGCUGGGCACACCUUGCUGAUCCUGGGAGGACAGACCUUCAUGUGUGACAAGAUCUACCAAGUGGAUCAAAAGGCAAAGGAAAUUAUCCCCAAAGCAGACCUGCCAAGCCCACGGAAAGAGUUCAGUGCCUGUGCCAUUGGCUGCAAAGUGUACAUCACCGGUGGCAGGGGCUCAGAGAACGGGGUAUCCAAAGAUGUAUGGGUUUAUGAUACUGUUCAUGAGGAAUGGUCAAAAGCUGCCGCCAUGUUGAUAGCACGGUUUGGGCAUGGCUCAGCUGAGCUGGAAAACUGCCUGUAUGUGGUUGGUGGACACACUGCUGUGGCUGGCGUCUUCCCUGCAUCACCUUCUGUUUCCUUGAAGCAAGUAGAGAAGUAUGAUCCUGCAUCCAACAAAUGGAUGAUGGUGGCUCCUUUGAGAGAUGGUGUGAGCAAUGCUGCGGUGGUAAGCGCCAGGCUGAAACUUUUUGUCUUUGGUGGAACCAGCAUCCACCGAGACAUGGUGUCCAAAGUGCAGUGCUACGAUCCAGUGGAGAAUCGGUGGACAAUCAAGGCGGAAUGCCCACAGCCCUGGCGCUACACUGCAGCCGCAGUCCUGGGCAGCCAGAUUUUCAUCAUGGGAGGAGACACAGAGUUCACGGCAGCAUCUGCCUAUCGCUUUGACUGUGAGACGGAUCAGUGGACACGCAUUGGAGACAUGACAGCCAAGCGCAUGUCAUGCCAUGCCUUGGCCUCCGGAAAUAAACUCUAUGUAGUGGGUGGUUACUUUGGGACUCAGAGGUGCAAAACGCUGGACUGCUACGACCCUACAUCAGACACGUGGAACUGUAUCACAACGGUGCCUUAUUCACUCAUCCCCACAGCUUUUGUCAGCACCUGGAAGCACUUGCCAUCAUGAGAGGCGGGGCUCGAGGGCUUGUUUUCAGAAGCUCAGUAAGAUGCCGGCAUCACAUCCAUGUCCCCUGCUUGCUGCUGGAGCUGACACAGCCACUGAGUUCCCUCCCGUUUCCCACAAAGGGUGCCUAGGAGCCUCUCUCAUCCCUUCCAUCACCACGAGGGCACAAAGGACCUCCUGGCUGGUGGAUACUGGUGGAUACUGGUGGCCCAGUGUGAGCAGGAAGAUGGAGGAUGUACCCCAGGCUGCGUCCCCCAGAGUUACUUCACGGGACAGGAGGGCGGGAUAAGAGUUUUUAAUAUUUUUUUUUAUAGCAGUGAGCUUGCAGUUGGCGAUGCCUGCUGUCUGGGUGAUGUGGAAGCAUUUUUAUAGGGAAAAGGGGCUGGGGAAGUGGGGGAAAGGGAAGGGCUGAACCCAGAACUCAGCACCUGGCUCUCCGGCCGCAGCACAGAGACUGCAGCUGCCAAAAUAUCAGAGCGUGGGAGCUGUGCACAGCUGCCAGCAGCACCCAGUGCCUCGGUGGGACGGGGCAGGUGCCUUUGGUUUUGCACCGUGGAUCUUUUUUGGUGUUUUCCCUCCUUCCCGGUGCUGGGCCUGAGGCCAGGCUGCUCCCGGCACACAGCUGCCAGGCCGCGUGCUGCCAAAAUGGCAUCACUGUGGCGAGAUGCUUCGCCAGAUAAGAACUGCUGCCUGCUCGGAGCUGGGCCUCUGCUUCCCCUCCGUGUGCUCUCUCAACAGUGUGUGGGUGAGGGUGUAAUUAGCAAACGAGCAGGAACACAGGCCUUGCUGCGCGGUGGGGCCUUGUCGGGCCUGCAGAGCAAGCGAGGCCUCUUGCCUCCUUUCCCGCAAAGCGAGGCCAAAGGGAAGAGGCAGCACAGGGCUGGCAUGAGGUUGGGCCUCAGUGCCCCGCAUUUGGGUGAUCUCUGCACUCAGGCUGCACUUAGGGUCACACACAGACCCGCCGCAGGCACCCUGGCCUGCCUUUCUCCCUGCGUGGGGCCAGCUGGGUGAUGCAAUGUGCUGCAAGCCCUCACCAUUGCUUCCAACAGCGAAGGCCUUUUAGGGGCAGCAAGUGCCCUUUGGUGCUGGGAGGAGAACACUUGGUGCACAGCCCUUCUGCAGCACUCUCAAUGACACUUAUUCACAUUUUGUAGGGUUUUGUUGUUGCUGUUUUUUCUCUUCAGCUGCCUGCAAACUUUAAUAAAAAUGAUGAUCUGGGAAACCA
Messenger RNA from Tympanuchus pallidicinctus (lesser prairie-chicken), 5131 nucleotides. It is a transcript of the gene KLHL25, whose product is annotated as kelch like family member 25. The coding region runs from base 2140 to 3909 and encodes 589 amino acids. Gene Ontology annotation, molecular function: protein binding. The transcript is spliced from 3 exons. The record is from RefSeq and is a predicted model, not a curated record. Lineage: Eukaryota; Metazoa; Chordata; Aves; Galliformes; Phasianidae.